This is a messenger RNA of Fraxinus pennsylvanica, 318 nucleotides long. NCBI's taxonomy places the organism in Eukaryota, Viridiplantae, Streptophyta, Magnoliopsida, Lamiales, Oleaceae. The record is from the annotation of a GenBank genome assembly.
AUGGCGAAAGAAGUUCUCUCCUUAGUUCAGAUCCUAAGGCUGAAAGCCCGGUUAUUGCCAAUCUCAUGCCUAACUUUAAUUGGAAAAGGUGUACUUCCCUUCCUGUCACUCCCACAACGAUACUGGUACAGGAAUCAAUGGUGCAAUCUGCUUAGAAACGAAAUUGAUGCUGGACGGUCAAUUGAAUUUGGAACCCAUUCUACAGAAGAUAACAAUAACUAUUUGGGCGAAGAAAAUGUUGUGGGAGAUGAGGAUAUCAGUGGGAAAGAUGAGGAUGAUCGUGGUACUGUGGGUGUAGAAGAUCUUGGGAUUUUGUGA